Messenger RNA from Durusdinium trenchii, 498 nucleotides. The record is from the annotation of a GenBank genome assembly. NCBI's taxonomy places the organism in Eukaryota, Dinophyceae, Suessiales, Symbiodiniaceae.
AUGGCCACGUGCCGUCCGAUCCUAUCCAUCUAUGCCAUCUACGCCUAUGUCUUGGUGUAUGCCAUGCGGCUGGAAGAGGGAGCUGAUGAUCUAGAUGCAGCGUCAGUGACAGGGGCAGGAAUUUUCACAGGUUUCGGGCACAGAGAUGCAGUGAACCACCUAAGUUCGACGCCUGCCUUGGUGGGUGAGCGAUUUUCGGCUGAGCAGAUGCAAGAUCAACUCCUCGAUAUUUUGAACAAGAGUCAGUUGAGCCAGGAGAUGAUGCGUGAAUUGCCCAAGCCCAGCUUCAAGGAACCGAAGCAGACGUACAUCCAUUUCCUGAACGAGGCCUUGCGAAAAACCUCGCAGACGUCUUCAGUGGCCAAGGCCAGUUCAGUGAAGGGCUCCAGACGCAAAAAAAAAGGCCAAGGCCACUCCAGUGAAGCGCUCCAAACGUCUUGCACAGUCCUGCCGGAAGCAACUGGGCGGUUUGCUUGCAAACCUCAUCAGCGCCUGUGA